GCCCAGCAGCUGGGGCUGACAUUUGCAAAGGCUCAGACGUGCCAGCACUUCGGGAGCCCUCGCGGGGCUGCUGCGGGCGAGCAGAGCGGCCCCAGCCCCGGCGACACGACCUGGGAGUGGUGGUCCCAGGAGCCCUGGCCUGAGGAGGGAUGGACGACAGCAAAUCCCUGAAGGUGCGGCUGACCUUCUGCGUGUUGCUGGUGGGCGUCUCGCUGCUCUUCGCGGCCGUAGUGACUGACCACUGGGCCGUGCUGAGCCCCAAAGUGGAGAAUUACAACACCACCUGCGAAGCGGCUCAUUUCGGGCUAUGGCGACUCUGCAAAAAACAGAUUUAUGUGCAGCAGCAAGGUCCCAAAGAGAAGGGCUGCGGGCCCAUAAGUCUGCCAGGAGAACAAACCUGCUCCUACUUCAAGCACUUUACUCCAGGAGAGAGCUCGGAGAUAUUUGAAGUAACCACCCAGAAAGAAUACAGCAUUUCAGCUGCAGCCAUUGCCAUCUUCAGUGUUGGCUUUGCCAUCAUUGGAACAAUCUGCGUCCUCUUAUCCUUCCAGAAGAAGAGGGACUACCUGCUGAAGCCAGCAUCCAUGUUCUACACCUUUGCAGGUCUCUGCAUCAUCAUCUCUGUUGAAGUCAUGAGACAAUCUGUGAAAAGGAUGAUUGACAGCAAGGAGACAGUCUGGAUUGAGUACAGUUACUCCUGGUCCUUUGCCUGUGCCUGUGCCUCCUUCGUCCUGCUCUUCAUCUUCGGAAUCGUCCUCCUCCUGAUUGCGCUGCCUCGCUUCCCCCAGAACCCCUGGGAGACCUGCAUGGAUGCAGAACCAGAGCACUGAUGUUCCCCAACCCGUGGGAAAAGCCAGAGUGUUUUGAAAAAAUUUAUAUUUUUUAAAAUGUCUUGAUCUCACCAUACAAUGUGCACUCCGUUAACUAAGUCAUGAUUGAAACAAGGCUUCUUCAAUUAUAACUCUCGCUUUGUUGUUUUUUUGUGGUUUUGCUUUUUUUUUUUUUUUUUUUUUUUUUUUUUAGGAAAGAAGAGAGAGCAUUCAGAGCACCAGUGUGGGUGAACAGCACUCUGCUCUCUUUACACCUCCACCCUGCUGGAGGCUGAGGGGCGAUUUGCAAUUUGUGGAUGCCUUGUGCCAAUGCAGCUGGGUGAAAAAGUGCACGUGAGACAACUCAUGCUGCAGAGGAGACAGCAUUCUUGGGGUGUGCAGUGUAGUUAGAGUUGAAGAGCUUAAGGGAUACCAAGCCUUUACUCCUCACUUGUUCAGACACUCUGUGAGAAAUUUCAGCUCCGUGGGAGUCCAUCUCCCAUCUGUGCCAUACUCCUCUGCCUCCUGAGAAGGGUUAGCUCACCACCUAAAUCUAUUGGAGAACCUUAUGCUGUUCUACUAAACUGUUAAAAUAAAAUAAUUAAAAAAAAAAAA
Molecule: messenger RNA, 1424 nt
Organism: Anas platyrhynchos (mallard)
Lineage: Eukaryota; Metazoa; Chordata; Aves; Anseriformes; Anatidae
Gene: CACNG1
Product: calcium voltage-gated channel auxiliary subunit gamma 1
Biological process (GO): calcium ion transmembrane transport; regulation of calcium ion transmembrane transport via high voltage-gated calcium channel
Cellular component (GO): membrane; L-type voltage-gated calcium channel complex
Molecular function (GO): calcium channel regulator activity; voltage-gated calcium channel activity
Source: RefSeq, a predicted model, not a curated record